CACUCCCUCUAGUCUCCGAUUGACACUUCGCCUCUCCCGGUGUUUUUAUGAGCACUCAGAGGACAAAGAAUGAGUCAAAGAACGGGCAGGAUGAAAAUGAGGAUUAAUUCUCUCUGAUUGCGAAACCUUUUAUUCGAAAAAUGAACUGGCUGUUAGAUCGAUGGAUUAUUUUGUGUUUAACAGUCUGUGUGUGUGCUGGGGUGCAGGUGACCGUUCGGGAGGAGAGGCGUUUGGCCAUGCUCUUCCAGUCCGUGGUGCUUCAGUGCCAGUACCACACGCCCUCCACCCAGACCCCUGUGGUGCAGUGGUGGUACAAGUCCUACUGCCGUGACCGCACGCGAGACUCCUUCACCUUCACCUUCACCGAGAGCCUGGGGGUCCAGGGGUCUGAGCUGGGCGCCGCGGCCCAACUGGAGUGCUCCGACAGCAGCCGCACCGUCCGCAUCGUAGCCUCGGGCCAGGGAGCCUCCAUGACGCUGGCUGAGCACUACAAGGGCCGAGACAUCGCCAUCGUCAACAAGGCGGACCUGCGGAUCGGGGACCUGCAGUGGGGCGACAGCGGCGUGUACUUCUGUAAGAUCGUCAUCGCAGACGACCUGGAGGGGAAGAACGAGGGCCAGGUGGAGUUACUGGUGCUGGGUAGGACAGGUGUGCUGGAUGAUCUCCUGCCUGAGUUUGAUGUGGCGAUUAUGCCAGAGUGGGUGUUUGUGGGAUCUGUAUCCCUGGGCAGUAUCCUGUUCCUGUUGUUGAUGGGGAUUUGCUGGUGUCAGUGCUGCCCUCAUUCCUGCUGCUGCUACCUCCGCUGCUGCUGCUGCCCCGACACCUGCUGCUGCCCACGCCACCUCUAUGAGGCGGGGAAGAUGGUGAAGAGGGGCCAGCCUCCCCAGGUUGUUGUGUACCCCCCCUACUGCAUCCCUGGGGUCCCCGCCAUGGUUCCCUUCGCUCCACCGUCCCUCGCUGACCCUAAGAUGGUCUCCCUCCCCUCAGUGGAGAACAACCUGGCUGGGGUACGCAGUGGCUAUCGUCUCCAGCCCAAUCACAGUCAGGACUCUAUGAAGGUUCUGUACUACGUAGAGAAGGAGUUUCCCUCUGCCAAGAUGGCUCCUCUACAAUCCAGUAGCCUAUCAGAGCUCAGCUCUCUGCAUGAGGGAGGGGACACGGAUUUCCGGCAGACCUAUCGGACAGUCCAGAUGAAAUCUCUCCCACCCAUCGCUGACCUUGAUGACCAAUCAGAGCUCAUGGCAGCUCCCGUGCACAACAGUCGUCGACCCAGGCAUUACCGUGGCAACCACACUGACGACGAGCAAGACAGCAGGUGGAACCCUCGCUCUGUGCACCUGGAGAGGAGGACAUUGGGCAGCAGGGGGCGUACCGGCUCACUGGAUGAGCUGGAGGAGUUUGCUAUGUCCUAUGGGCCCCGUGCACGGAGGGGCGACCCCCGUGACCAGGACAGGGACUACGACCUGGAGCUAUGGGGGAGAGAGCACAGCCCCCCUCGCCGUUUCCACAGAGAUAGGGAUGACGACUGGCACCCCCGCCGCAGCCCGCCUCCACAGAAGAGGAGGGACAUGUGGGACGGCGACAGCGAUCUCCCCUCUCGCCCCCACCAGCACGCCCAGGAGGGGAGGGGUUACGAUGCCGCCUUCCUCAAUGACUUAUUGGAGCGCAAGGCGAGGGGGAGGGCAGGAGAGAGGGGGGAGAGAGGAAAGGGGCGGGUUGACGAGGACAGUGACACUCCCUCCAAGGGCAGUUCGAAGGGCAAGGGCAGCGAUGGUUUCUACAGCCGGUCACCUAGCAACAGGCCCGAGGAGGAUGACCCUUUGCCUCCAUACUCGGAGCUGGAGAUGGAAAGGUACCGGAUGGUCAACGCAACCGUUGAACGUUACCGCAUGGUCGAACUGCCUUCAGAACGAUAUCGCACCACUGACCAGGCCAUGCAACCAUUCUCCUAUACCCGUCCCCCUAAAGGACUGGCCCACACCGUACAGGGGGGCAGAGAGGAUAGGGACAACAACCGAAAAAUGACCCCUGCUCUGAGCAGAGACUCUCUCAUAGUGUGACACACCAGAGAGAACUCGAGCCUGUGCCUGCACAGCACUGCCAGUAUUGAGAAUCACACUCACUUAAAACAUCACGCAUCAGCCUGGGAGAGACUAACUGAUCAUCCUCAUCAUCAACAACCUCAAGAGGCUUAUCCAAUAGAAGGCUUCAAUCCACAGAAGGAAGGCACCUUGCACGGAUCACGAAAAGACAAUGGAACGUGCAUUGUUUAUGCAUCGAUGAAGGAACAUUUGGACACCAUUUUGUUUGUAUGUGUGUUGAGCGUGCAUGCAUUACAAACACACCAUUUGAAUGGGUAUGUAUGGGUCCAACGUGUGUGUGAAGCAUUUGUGUGGAUGUGCACUGUACUGCGUGUCCAUAUUCAGAUUUAUCUGUGAAACUCAAACGAAGCAUUCCACAGAGCAGUCCCCCUCUCUCACCUAUAAAGCAUGGUGACAGUUAGUUCCCGUGAAGUUGCGCUGACAGCAAUGAUAUGAUUAGGGGUAUUGGUAGGUAUCGAUCGAUAGGUAUUGAUUAGGUGUGGAGGGAGAGCUAGGAUAAGGGGUUAAAAAAAGGAAAGUAAUCAAAUAAACUUCAUAUGAUCAAUUCAUGUGUGUUAAGUGCAGGAUUGUUUUGAUAAAUUCUAAACAUCUAUAUUUGCCAACUUGCCAUUAUAAUUGUACCUCCAAUACUCCCCCACGUGUCAUACAUUUCAUCAGACUAUAAGAAACAUAUAAUAGGUGUCAAUUGUGCCAUAAAAAAGGCAACUCAGGUUCACCUGCCUUCAUUGUGUGUGUGUGUGUCAUAUACUGUACCUACUGAGCUUGAAUUUGUAUUACAGAUUUGCAAUUGCAUUGUAAUGGUUUCUUUAUUAGCCCACAGUAUUAAUUGAACAGGCCCUUAUUGGCCACAGGUAACUGGUUUGAAACUGUGCCAUUCAGCCAUAGCAGAUGUUUGUAUUUCACUUGUUUGACAUUGAUGAUUUUGAUAUAAACGUCCGUUGCCUAUCUUA
Molecule: messenger RNA, 3052 nt
Organism: Coregonus clupeaformis (lake whitefish)
Lineage: Eukaryota; Metazoa; Chordata; Actinopteri; Salmoniformes; Salmonidae
Product: immunoglobulin-like domain-containing receptor 2
Exons: 10
Coding region: 141-2060 (639 amino acids)
Biological process (GO): pancreas development
Cellular component (GO): membrane
Source: RefSeq, a predicted model, not a curated record